Molecule: messenger RNA, 294 nt
Organism: Funneliformis mosseae
Lineage: Eukaryota; Fungi; Glomeromycota; Glomeromycetes; Glomerales; Glomeraceae
Source: the annotation of a GenBank genome assembly
AUGGAUUCUACUACCUUUUCGGUGGCCAUGUUUCCUCUAGUUAAUGAGGAUUAUAUUACCUCUUUGACGGCUACAUUUCCUUUGUUUAACAAGGAUUCUACUAGUUCUUCAGCAGCUAUAUUUCCUCUAGUCAAUGAGGAUUAUAUUACCUCUUUGGCGGUUAUAUUUCCUUUAUUUAACAAGGAUUCUACUAGUUCUUCGGUGGCUAUAUUUCCUCUAAUCAAUGAGGAUUCUACUACCUCUUCAGCAGCUACAUUUCCUUUGAAUGACUUGGCGCUUGGAUGGUCAGGAUAG